ACUCCCUACAUCCCGGGGAAGAUCUAGAUGGGACCAACUUUUUACCAUCAUUGGCCUGAGCUCGUGACUGAAAAAUCAGGGUCAAUGGUGCAAAGUGAGUGGUGGGAUUGGAAGAGGCUGAGCAUUGUCCUGCUGACCUUGCUGGCGCUGGCUCUGUUUGUGGCCCUGAUCAUCUUUGCUGUCCAAGCCAACAGCAAAGCCUGCAAGGAGGGCCUUUUAGCAGAGCAGGAGUGUCGCAAUGUCACCCGCCUCUUGGAACUCCAGCUAGCCCAAAGCCGGCAACACUUACUGGGGGCGAUGGACGAGGCUGCCACCUGCAACCGGACUGUGGUGAACCUUUCUGCUUCCCUGGAAAUGGAGAAGGCCCAGAGUCUGGAGCAGCUCACCAGAAUAGAGGAGCUUCAGAGAGAGGUUGAGAAAUUGAAGGAGAAGCUGCAGGGCGCUUUCGAGGAGGUGGAAAGACUAAGAAAAGAGAAGGAGGCCUGGAGCAAGGAAGGGGAAACCAGCUUCAGCAGCUCCUCGAAAUCACUCAGCCCCUUGAUGGUCCCCAUGUGCCUGUUCCUGGGCCUCACUGCUCUGCUGGCCUGAGGCCUGCUGCCCUUCUGGAAUCCCAGCUAUUGUCCAAGCCACUUCCUGCUGUCGCCCUGGGGUGGGGACCUUUGUGUUUGUGGGUACUGUUGACUUCUGAGCGGGAUUGGGCUCUACGGAGGACGAGGACACGCUACCCCGGGUGCUACAGGAUCCUGAGCAACUUCCCUGGCCUCAGGGCACCUGAUGCCUGUACCCC
This is a messenger RNA of Lontra canadensis (Northern American river otter), 787 nucleotides long. RefSeq names its product bone marrow stromal cell antigen 2 (gene BST2). Gene Ontology annotation, molecular function: metalloendopeptidase inhibitor activity. Gene Ontology annotation, biological process: innate immune response; defense response to virus. Gene Ontology annotation, cellular component: cell surface; Golgi apparatus. NCBI's taxonomy places the organism in Eukaryota, Metazoa, Chordata, Mammalia, Carnivora, Mustelidae. Bases 28 to 588 code for a protein of 186 amino acids. The record is from RefSeq and is a predicted model, not a curated record. The transcript is spliced from 5 exons.